AUGUCGAAUAGUGCUUUUGGACCAGUUUUAAGUUCAGGGACUGCUCCUAAUUUAGGCAGUGUUCCAUCUGCUAAAGAAGAGCAUGCCUUAGGCUUAAAAGCUAUUUAUGCAGCUUGUCGACUGUUGUAUCCUGAUCAACCUACUCCACUGCAAGUAACAGCUGUUCGAAAGUUCUGGAUGGGUGGACCAGAUCCUUUGGAUUUUAUCAAUAUGUAUGCAAAUCCAGGAUCAGCUGAACUGCAAAGCCCUCCUCACUGGCAUUACGUAACUAACGGUUUAUCAGAUUUGUAUGGUGACUCGAGGUUGCAUGGCCAUUGUCAUUCAACUGACGGUCCAAGUGGUUUCGGUUUCGAGUUAACAUUUCGAGUAAAACGUGAAGCAGGUGAAACAAAUCCACCAACAUGGCCAGCGCAUUUACUACAAAGCUUAGCACGUUAUGUUUUCUAUUCACAAGCUCAAUUAAUGGCAGGCGAUCAUAUUCCAUGGCCUACGUCUUUAGAUAAGCAGCCUAAUUUUUCAUCUCAACAGUCGGAAAAACGACGACGGCACCAUCACCACCACCAGCAACAACAGACGGAUAAAGAAACAAAUGUGAAAGAGUUGGAAAAUGCAAGAAAAUCCAUUGCAAUGGCGGCUGCAGCAACUGCGGCUUCCAUAUUAGCUGCAAACAGUGCUAAAACAGGUAUGGGAUCUUCAUCGGCUGCUUUAUCCGCAUUAACCAAUCCUUCGACUUAUGCAUCCAUGGUCGCAGCUGCUCUAGCCGCUGUCAAUAAUAACAACUCGAAUGAUCCAGUUGGCCAGAAUGAAACUAAGGAUAAACUAACAACUAAUUCAACAAAUUCAUCACGUAUUCAUCAUAUGCUACUGGUAGAAGAUCCUCAACUGAAGAAAAUCACUACACCAUAUGGUUAUGUUCAAUUUUUACAGUUGGUUGGUCUUUGCGAUGAGGAACUGCGUUUGGUUCAACGUUGGACUGGUUCUCAUGUUGCCGAAUUAAUGAGUUGUUCACUAGAAACUGGUGGUGGUCUUCUUGUCACCGAUAUGAGAAGAAAUUUAAAUAUUUUUGAAAUGCAACCAAAUUUAGUGGAUUAUAUCAAUGAUAAAUUAAAACGUGAAGGUUCGAAUUUAUCUGGUGUCACAAUAUCCUAUUUUGCUUGGGCACCUAUAACUAUGGUCACUUUAGGUGAGCUACUACCAGGUGAAGUAGAAUCUCGUCGAUUACGUCGUCAAACACAGAAACGUGAUUCAUCUUCAACUAGUUGUCUGUAUUCUAAAUCAGAAGUUCAGUCAGGAUCCAAGGCUGUAUUGUUUCAUAACCCUUCAACUGAUUAUAAUACCCACAAAUCAGAUACUGAUAUUGGAUCUAAAACUGUGGCCAUGGACACAGAUGAUACAUUGGUGUCGUUUGCAGUAAAAAAACGAAUUGAAGAUGAUGAAUUUAUAGAUGUUGUUGGCGGUGGUGGUAACGGGGGUGGCGACGAGACAUUGCAGAAGUUGACAGCAGAAAGUUACAUCAAUUCAUCUACUAGUGCUUUAGCUUCAGUGUCUACUGAACCUAAUUCACUAAAAAUUUCUCGUUUUGAACCAAAAUCUCGUGUUUCGUUAAGCAAUAGAUUGAGCUCCGGACAUUUAACUUCAGAUUGUUUUCCGCAUUCAUUAGGAAAUCGAAAUGUAAUCGAUGGACAAACUAUCAGUGCACCUGGUGGUUUUUCUCCCUGGUGUAACCGGGUAGGACCUAUCAAUCAGUUUAACCAAUCACCUAUGAGUCGUCAAAGCAUAAACAAAGUCGGCGCUAAUACUUCAUCUACAGGUGGUGGAAUAUUCAGAAGUACUUUGGUCAAUUCACCUACAGAACUGACUAAUGUAGUUGGCGGCGCGCUUGGUUUUCGAACAUUCAACUCAGAACUACCAAUAUCCAAUAUGAUUACAGAUAAAUUUAUAGAUACCAGUAUUGAGCCUAAAGGUGGGAAUCUUACACCUGGUGGUGGUGGUAGUAGUAGUACUACUGGUGAUGGUUCUGCACCAUGUACACCUUUAGCACAUUUAUCACUUUCUCCGGCAAGUUUGGAUAUGAUGCCAACACGGAUUAUCGAUUAUUUAGAUGUGCAUUUAUGUCGUGAAGCUGGUGAAAUGCUUCCUUUAGCAGUGAAUGAUCGACUACGUCAUGGAAGACAUUUUACAUUUUUAAAUGCAAAUUAUCCAGAUAAUGCUAUUACGUUAGUGCCAUCUGGUGUUUCUGGAGCUUUUGUUACAGAAGAAACACCCUAUGUUGCCCGUGGACCAUGGUUACAAAUCUUAUUGACAGACGAUUUUCUGGAACAGUUGGAAUUUCAAUUUUCAUGUUUAUUAUAUCCUAAUGAAUUGCAUUUGCCGUUAGUUUUUCGUUGGCCAGAAAGACAUUUACGUAUAUGCUUGGUUGAUGUCAGUUCAUCAUCAUCAUUGUCAUCAUCACCACCACCAUCAUCAAACGGAGGCUUACCAUCAAUACCUCUCCCGCAUUCACAGACAGCAUCUGUAACAAACCCGGUGUCUUUAAUAAACGAUACUAAUAACAAUAUUGGCAAUAAUAGUGUCGACAAUAGCAACACUUCAGAUACAUCGAAUAUUUCAAAACUUAUGGGUACUCCUACUACUACUAGCAUUCAUUGUAAUUGGAAUACAUCAAUGGUAGAUAAUAGAUUGAUAUCUGGUAAUAACAGUGGUAGUGUUGGGAGUACUCUACAGUCCUCAGUCAUUCCGAGUGCAUUUGCUAAAUCUGAUUUACUUCCUUCAUUCUUAUCAUUAUUCCCACCGGGAUGUAUACCACCGCCGAAUGUUUUAUCAUCGUUGUUCAGUGCCAUGGCUACAAAUAAUUCUAGUAGCACUAGUGACAAUAUUAAUACUACCAAUAAUGAUCAAUCUCAAACAGAAUUAUUCAGAAAAUCAUUUCUCCCAAUAAAUCAGACUGUUACACCAGUGCCUAUAUUUCAAACAUCGUCGUCAUCACCUACAUCAUUAAUCCAACCAUCCGCAUCAACGUUGCCGAAUUCAUCUCAUAUACACCACCAUCAAAUCACUCAGCAACAACAAGUACGGCAAGAACAUCAACCAAGUACAACAUCUCUUCCUACUGAAUUAAAAGUUGAUAGCUUAAUUGAUCCUAAUGUAUUUGCUAAUAACUGGUCAAUGUUUUUGCAAACAUUAAUGCGUAACAGUAACAUUAAUACUAAUAAUACGGAUUCAUUAAGACAAAUAAUAUCUGGUAGUCAGAAUAACAACGUUGCUACUACUAAUAUCAGUAGUACUAAUCCAACCGCUUAUUUCAUGGAGUUUUUGCAAAAUUUUCCUUUCAAUAAUAGUAAUAAUAAUUGUAUGAAUAUGUUGUCUGCUUUAACUUCGUCAACAGCACCGACAGCAUCAGUAUCAUCGUCAUCAUCAUCAAUGAAGCAUUUUUAA
Schistosoma curassoni is the source of this 3435-nucleotide messenger RNA. NCBI's taxonomy places the organism in Eukaryota, Metazoa, Platyhelminthes, Trematoda, Strigeidida, Schistosomatidae. The record is from the annotation of a GenBank genome assembly.